Messenger RNA from Marasmius oreades (fairy-ring Marasmius), 1736 nucleotides. RefSeq lists its product as uncharacterized. The transcript has 2 exons. The coding region runs from base 91 to 1548 and encodes 485 amino acids. NCBI's taxonomy places the organism in Eukaryota, Fungi, Basidiomycota, Agaricomycetes, Agaricales, Marasmiaceae. The record is from RefSeq and is a predicted model, not a curated record.
CAUAGCUGGUGACUGGUUGACUUGUUGGCUUGUGCAAGUCCAAAAAGUCGUCAAAAAGUUCUCACCAGUAAAUUGUCAAGAUGCUGAUGCAUGCCCUAUGUAGAUCUAUCGGUCUCUGACAAUCCUCAGCUUAUGUUGAAGAUUAUUUCAACCGAGUACAACUUCGAACGUGCAUUGGCGCCGUUUCCUCAUGGCAUCCCACAGCUGCGGCCAAAGUCUGAAGCCCCUUUUCUGGAUAUUGUAGCCUCCUUCGUCGCUGCCCGUCAUGAUCAGUCUGUAGCAGUCUUUGCAUCGACUCGAGAACAAGAAGCCAGUGGCACCUUGGAGACCACUCUUUACCUUUUCGGUGAUGUUCCCUCGACAAUUCAGUCACACCUGCAGUCAAUUUUUGCCUUGCUUAGAGCAAUACAACCACCCGUCCUGGAGCGAAAGAAGAUCACACAAUCCAUAUCGGAAAUCGUUUAUCAACAAAAUUGGGAAAGAUGGACUUACUACCUCCAAAAAGUACUGGAUAGCCUGGAAUUCAUCGAGGAGAAAGCGACGGAACUGGAUCUCUCAUGGCAGCUUGGCAAAGAUCCCAGUUGCGGGCCGUUCUCGGAUAUAAGAGCCCUUGGUAAGGUGCUCACUAUGGGCAAGGAGGAGGGUGUUGCAUUUGCGGUUCCGAUGAUUACCAGGUUGUAUGGGAAAUGGAAGCAAAAGGGCUUCCUUGACACCGAGCUGUCAGAAUAUAAGGAACCUUUCGGGUUAUUUCCCCGUAUCGAGUCUGUUCUGGAGAACAAACUGGGGCUCUCGGUUCCUUUCUACCAGUGGAUUUCGAAGAUCCUUUCCGCAUACACGCACAGUGCGGCCCUGGUCCGUCUAAUUGGGCCAUCCAGGUCUUUCAGGAUCAUACGAGGAACAAUAAAUAUCGUAACGAUACCUUCCACGAGGCUUGUACCGGAUCCUCCUCUUCCCAUCAUCAGCCUCGAUACUAUCACGGCUGCUGUCUCAAACACUCGACUCACUCUUGGAGACCUUCCGACGAUGGAACUCUAUAAAUGGCGCGAUCCGAGAUAUGACGACGUAGUACAUCAAUUUGCCGAGUGGGCCAUGGAAAAGCUGCAGACGUCGGAGAGGCGUGGGCCUUGUCAUCCACACUACGAGGUCCAAGCACUAACUUAUAUCCAUGAACACGGCUUGAAGGAUAUUUAUCCUUACAUCGCUUCCUCGGACCUUUCUUGCGCAACGUGUAAGCUUCUCAUUGAGGUAUAUUAUAACGUUCAAGGCACAGAAACACUAGACUUGUCUUCGAGUGGAAGGAUGGAUGACACGUGCCCGAUUCCGGAAUUUGAGGGAGAGUUGGGGAGAAGGUUUCGCAAAAUGUUCCUGGGCAAUCUACACGGGAAAGUGGCUUGGACGGCCAGAAGGUGGAUUGGUCAACUACCGGUCCCAUGGAAGAAACGUAAAGGUAGCUUUGCUGCACAAGAUACCGUCGAGUCAUCGCCACGGAAACUCCCUAUCAUUGUUGCCGAAAGUGAUUCCAGUAAUUCCGUGUUACUGAGCUCUUGACAACAAUGUCUUGUGGUCAUGACGGUUAUGCCUGUACUCCAAAUAGGAUCUCUGUGUCCGAAUAUCCUCUGGAUUAGGCACCAGCUUGGCUUUGGAGCAUCUACUAGUGUAUCAGGCGAGGCUUGCAUUUCCGUAGUUGCAUAUGCUAGAGAAAUCAGAGCGGGUACUCUACGAGAUACGGGAGCGAC